AUGUGGUAGGCAAUACACAGAACUGAUGGGGGGGACUUUGCAGAGUCGUGAUGGGAAGGAGGCACCUGCAGCCAAGCGGGUCGUCGUUACCGCCUGCCGUGAUAAGCUCUGCGCUUGCCGCCUUGGGCUAGCCGCGAGGCAGUAUAUUUUCUGUAUCUCAAUUUUCUACAUGCCGUCGCGGCACCGCCUGACUUUGCACGCUCAACCAUGGCCAAGAGAAAGAGGGAGACGAACGGCGCUGGAGCCGCGAAGGCGCUGAAGAGCAGCAAGGAAGACAGCGCCUCCACGCCCAAGCAGGCUGCAACGAAGAAGGAAGUUGCGUCUCGUAAACCUGCAGCAGGUGCAGUCAACGGGAAGCCAGUCGCAGACGCCAGCAAGCCACGGAUAAGCCCAGAUUCAAAAGGAGGGCAAGAAGAUGCCGAUACGACGACGAUCCAGGUCAUCACCGGCUCCUAUGAGAGAGUGCUCCAUGGAUUUGCAGCAGCCAUCCCCCAGCACCUGGUCACGGGACAAGAAGAUGCCUCACCACCAGAGGCCGACAAGCCCAAGGUGGACUUCACAGAUACCUUCCUGUUCAAUGCGCAUGCUUCGGCUAUCCGAUGUCUGGCCCUCUCCCCGCUAUCCGAUGAGACUUCCAAGGUCACGCUCGCUACAGGCAGCACCGACGAGCGCAUAAACUUGUACUCGAUAUCCACAGCACCCCCAGUCGCCUCAAAGUUCAGGCCCAAGCUACCCUCCCUCCAUGGCGGCUCCAUCACCGAGAAUCCCAAGAACAAGGAGCUUGGGUCCCUGCUCCACCACUCGUCCAACAUCACAGGCCUGUACUUUCCCACGCGAAGUAAGCUUCUAAGCUCCGCAGAAGACAGCACAAUAGCCAUCACACGGACCCGCGACUGGACAGCACUAUCCACUAUCAAAGCACCAAUACCAAAGCCCCAAGGACGACCCAGUGGCGACACUGCAGGACCAGGCGAGGUGCCUUCUGGAAUCAACGACUUUGCUGUCCACCCCAGCAUGAAGCUCAUGGUCAGCGUCGGAAAAGGCGAGAAAUGCAUGCGCCUCUGGAACCUCGUAACAGGGAAGAAAGCCGGCGUGCUCAACUUUGGCAGGGAAAUCCUCACUGCCGUAGGAGAGGGGCGCUUCGGAUCAGGAGAAGGGCGGCAAGUCAUCUGGGACACAGAAGGCGAGGAAUUUGCCGUAGGAUUCGAGCGCGGUGUCGUCGUGUUUAACAUUGAUUCCAAACCAAAAGUCAAGAUUGCGCCGUUGCCGAGAACAAAGAUACACCAGAUGCACUAUCUCCCGUCGGAGUCGCUUCCGGCUACGCUACUGGUGUCUACCGAAGACGGACGCAUACUCUUGUACGACACCAACUCCACGUCAACAACUGAAAGUCCGGAAGCGGAAACAGCCAAAGACGACAUACCUUCAAGCAGACUGGUGGCGCAGAUCGGAGGUCCCGCGGCAGGAAUUACGAGCCGUGUCAAAGACUUUGAGAUCCUCACCCUCUCCGAGAGCAAUUUCAUCGUAGUCGCGGGUAGCAGCGAUGGGACUGUACGAUUUUGGGCACUGAAUACAGAAGAGCUCAAGGCUGGCACAGACGCGAGCAAAGCGAAAGGCUUCACUGCACUGCAAGUUGGCAAAUUACUCGGAUCUUAUUCGACAGGAACGAGGAUAACGUGCCUAAAGGCCUUUGCCAUGACCGGGAAACCAGACGAGGAGGAGGAGGAGGAGGAAGUGGCUGAGAAGAGUGAGGCUUCCAGCAGCGAUAGCGAAUAAUCAGAAGUGAGACGAACAUGUUUAGAGUAGAAUGAUACCACCUGUUAAUCCCAAUGGCGACUCCC
Molecule: messenger RNA, 1841 nt
Organism: Cucurbitaria berberidis CBS 394.84
Lineage: Eukaryota; Fungi; Ascomycota; Dothideomycetes; Pleosporales; Cucurbitariaceae
Product: 60S ribosome biogenesis protein Mak11
Exons: 1
Coding region: 208-1776 (522 amino acids)
Molecular function (GO): protein binding
Source: RefSeq, a predicted model, not a curated record